Messenger RNA from Penicillium subrubescens, 1047 nucleotides. RefSeq names its product isopenicillin N synthase family dioxygenase. Lineage: Eukaryota; Fungi; Ascomycota; Eurotiomycetes; Eurotiales; Aspergillaceae. The record is from RefSeq and is a predicted model, not a curated record. The transcript has 6 exons. The coding region runs from base 1 to 1047 and encodes 348 amino acids.
AUGUCGGAGACAUUCUCAUCGGUGCCACAAGUCGAUUACUCCCGACUGAACAACCCUUCCACGAGAGAUGAUGAGUUGAAGAAGCUUCGAGAUGCAAUCUUUGUUGCCGGGUUCUUAUACUUGACAAAUACGGGGUUGGAGGGUCUGAUACGCCACACGCAUGAGGAGAUCCCGCGGCUAUUUGAUUUGUCUGAUGAGGUCAAGGAAAAGUGCAACAUGAUCCACUCGCCAUCCUUUUUGGGAUACACUCGUCUUGGGGCUGAGACCACCGCAGCCAAAACUGAUAUCAGAGAGCAAUAUGACUUUGGAACCCCUGGCAUGAAGGAUUGGACGAAUCAGGAUCCAUUCUGGCAACGUCUUGAAGGUCCCAACCAGUACCCGAAAUACCCUGGCGCGCAAGCGCUAGUGGAGGAAUACAUUGCCAAAAUUGACGAGCUGGCCCAGAGCUUUGUCCAUCUCGUGGCAGAAUGCUUGGCCCUUCCAGCGGACACUUUUGACGACUUCAAAGGCCAAAUGAGCCGACUGAAGUUUGUCAAAUAUCCUCGGUCGGCACCGAACUCGCAAGGUGUCGGCCCCCAUAAGGACUCUGCUGGUCUAUUUACCUUCCUCUCCCAGGAUAAUACUGGCGGUCUGCAAGUUUUGAAUAAAAAUGGAGAAUGGGUUGAUGUUCCCCCUAUCGAGGGCAGUCUGGUGAUCAAUAUCCAGCAAGGAUUCGAGGCCAUCACUGGAGGUGUCUGCGCUGCCACCACCCAUCGCGUCAUUGCGCCAACCUCACAAACGCGAUACAGCAUUCCCUAUUUUCUAGGAGUCCGCCUGGACUUGACACUGAAAGAGCUCAAGGAGUCCGCUACUCAUAUUGUGCAUCAAAUUCCGGUGUCCGACGACCGGAGGAAGCGAGCAGUCGACGUUCCCAGUGAAUUUCUAUCCCCUCUAUACUCUUGCUUUGGCGAGGCACAUUUGCGAAAUCGUAUCCUCAGCCACCCUGAUGUGGGCCGACGCUGGUAUCCUGAGUUGCACGCAAAGUAUUCACAGCAUAUUUUGGAGUAG